CGCGCCAAAACGUCUAGACGCGCUGCCGCCGCACGGACCAAUCAGCGCGCAGCUCCCCGCCAUCAGGACGGCUGCAAAUUGGGGCCGUGUUUUCGGUGUCUAGACACUCCGCAGCAGUGGAGGCAAAAUCCAGCCCGGUACCGCGUCGCUUUCGUGCCUCCUGUAGUCGGAUUCGAACCCAACAUCCCAGGAUUUUGGCACCCAUCGAUGCCUUAGGAAGUUGUCUGUACGGGUCUGUCGGUGUCCGGUGGAUUGGAGUCCCCGAUCGCGCGCGCGAGCGGAGUUAGUGCGGGGAACGCUGCGGAGACAGAGCGCGAGUCGUCCCCUGCCUGGGUGGGCACCCACCGUGGAAGCGGUAGUCUUGCUCCUGCGACUUGGAAGGUGCGGCGGUUCCCUUCGGUUCGGCUUCGCCGUGUGGCCGCAGUCGUGCCUCGGAUGUCCCUAUGCGUGUUGCUCGGGGUGCUGUGGCCCUCCUGACCGCAUGUUCCGGUCGCGAAGAUCGGGCCUAGUCCGGCGGUUGUGGCGAGCUCGGGUGGCCCGGAGGUCCGGUGGAGAUGGGGAGGGCGAGGACGAGUCGAGCGGGUCCGGCUCCGAAGUCGGCGGCGGCUCCACAUGCCAGGCCUCCGACUCUGCUCACUCCUGUGGCCAAGGAAAACCAGAAGACGACCCCGAGCUCAAAUCGGUGACUUUCUCGGUCCUGAAGAGGCUAAAAGAGCGCCAGCUCGAGUUGUUAGUCCAGACCGUCGAGUCGAGGGGAGGGUUGGAGUCGGGGUGUGUGCACUUCCCUCGGCCCGACGUCAGGAUCGGGCGCAGGACAGUCGCCCCACACGUGCUAACAUGCCUCUUGUGGAGGUGGACAGAUCUACAACAUCCUCACCAACUCAAAACCCUCAUGUGCUGCCAAAGUUACGGACAACAGGACGGAGAUUGCGGCCCAACAGUGUGCUGUAACCCGUACCACUACACCAGGCUCUGCGGACCAGAAAGUCCGCCACCGCCGUAUUCCAGAUUUCCGCUGGAUAGACUCAGGAGCCUCAGUCCAGAAGAAUCUGUUAGUUCUAGUACAGAAACUGGUGCCUCGCCGUCCCUCUACCCCCCUCCCCCUUCAACUUCCGACCUCAGCGACUUGCCUGGACAGUCCAGGAAACGAUUACACUGGUGUUCGAUCGCCUACUGGGAACACAGGACUCGAGUCGGGCGACUUUUCGCCGUGUACGAUGCGAGCGUCAAUAUCUUCCACGAACUACCUCAUGGCGACGGCUUCUGCCUCGGUCUGCUCUCAUCCAGCGAAUCGCACUCCGAAAAUGUGGUCAGAACUCGAAAAAAGAUUGGUUACGGGUUGACGUUGUCGAAAGAACCGGACGGGGUCUGGGCGUACAAUCGGAGCAGCCACGCCAUAUUCGUGAACUCACCCACGCUGGAUAUUCCGAACUCGAGAACGUUGAUCGUGCGCAAGAUUCCCCCCGGAUUCAGCAUCAAGAUUUUCGACUACGGGAGGUCGGAAAUGUUGCAAAGAACUUCGAACCCUGACCUUCUGGACGGCCCCUAUGACCCUAACUCGGUCCGGAUCAGCUUUGCGAAGGGCUGGGGACCUUCCUACUCAAGACAGUUUAUCACGUCCUGCCCAUGCUGGGUAGAAGUCCUACUCAACAUCAAUCGAUGAUAAUUGUAUAGCCCUCUAGAUCUAAUAUAAUAUUUUAUAUACUAUAUAUUAUAUAAAAAGUGUAAAGAAGAAGGGAGCCCUUUUGUAUAUGUAAUUAUUUAUGUAUGGUGCAAUGUUUUCAAAGAAAGAGAGAGAGAAACGCACUUUGCUUACAUAUUGCCUCGAGAAGAGAACCGAACCUACUAGGAAAGAUGAGAGAGAGAAAAAAAGGUUAGUUUUUAUGACGAGAGUUGUACAGAUCAGUUGGUAUAUGCCUGGCCACGUGGCCAGGGACAGUCACAACCAUCCAAACAAUAAAGUCAUGGUUUGUGAGAACGAA
Molecule: messenger RNA, 1982 nt
Organism: Branchiostoma floridae (Florida lancelet)
Lineage: Eukaryota; Metazoa; Chordata; Leptocardii; Amphioxiformes; Branchiostomatidae
Product: mothers against decapentaplegic homolog 6-like
Exons: 4
Coding region: 482-1663 (393 amino acids)
Biological process (GO): regulation of transcription by RNA polymerase II; SMAD protein signal transduction; transforming growth factor beta receptor signaling pathway
Cellular component (GO): heteromeric SMAD protein complex
Molecular function (GO): I-SMAD binding; transcription regulator inhibitor activity
Source: RefSeq, a predicted model, not a curated record